Molecule: messenger RNA, 2688 nt
Organism: Meriones unguiculatus (Mongolian gerbil)
Lineage: Eukaryota; Metazoa; Chordata; Mammalia; Rodentia; Muridae
Gene: Nmi
Product: N-myc and STAT interactor
Exons: 10
Coding region: 462-1385 (307 amino acids)
Cellular component (GO): cytoplasm
Molecular function (GO): nucleic acid binding
Source: RefSeq, a predicted model, not a curated record
AGGAAAUCACGGUGGGAGUUAGGAUUUGGAUAAUAGAGAGCUCUGCCUCGACUUCCGUUUUUAUCCAGUUUUACACGGAACAGUGCGUUCCACGUAAUGCACACAUAAAAAUAAACUUUUCAAAGCAUUUAAGUCUUGCAUUUAACGCCGCCUACACAGAAACAUCAGCAAAGGCGCCCCGGACGAAGUCCGCAGGACACGAAACAGAAGCAUCCUGUUUUCAAAAUAACCGAAAGCGAAAGCCCCGUCCGUGACCAAACGCUGCCCUCCGUAGAGGCUUUCGUGCUUUCCCGGAGCAGGAGGGAAAGCGGCGGGUUCCACUGAGCAAUGAAAUCACCUCUGCCCUAAUCCCCACAAGAAGCGCUUGGACAUUCACCAACCAGCCAGUUACUCUGUUUUAGUUUCCCUGGCCCUGUCUUGCAAAGAAGGCACUGUGUGUGGCUCACCCUGGUGACAGAAUCAUGGAUGAUGAUACAGGCAACACAAAGCAAGCGUGGAGAGAGUCCUCACAAGAGAAAGACACUGUGACAUGUGAACAACACAAGGGAUUAAUUCAUGAAAUUAUGGGGGAAAACAACGAGCUAGAGGAGAUGAUCAGAAAACUUGAAGCAGAAUUACACGAGGAUGCCAGAGAGUUCCAAAUUAAAGAGAACAUACCAGAAAAAAAGCUUAAAUUCACAUCAGUGGAGAGUCCCAAGGAUGGCGGCCAGUUCUCAAAUAGCUCCUGUUCAUUUCAAGUGAGCUCACAAAUUACUUAUGAGCUACAGAAAGGACAAGCACUCAUCACCUUUGAAAAGGAAGAAGUUGCACAGAAUGUGAUAAUGAUGGGGAAGCAUGUCGUGCAGAUGGAAGGUACCGCUGUGGAGGUCACUGCCCAUCCAGUCCCACUCGAUACAGGGGUCAGAUUCCAGAUUCGUGUAGACAUUUCUAAAAUGAAGAUCAAUGUUACGGGAAUUCCCAGUGAACUGUCUGAGGAGCAGACGAGGGACAAACUGGAGCUGAGCUUCUGUAAGUCCAGGAACGGAGGUGGAGAAGUGGAAAGCGUGCACUAUGACAAGAGGUCCGGAAGUGCUGUCAUCACGUUUGUGGAAGCUCGAGUUGCUGACAAGAUUUUGAAAAAGAAAGACUAUCCUCUUUACAUGAAUCAAAAGUGCUAUAGGGUUCCUGUUUCUUCGUAUACAGAGAGACGCUUGGAAAAGUACCAGCUGUUUUCAGCCGUAUCCAAGAAGACAGUGCUCCUGACUGGUUUAGAAGGCGUUCAGCUAGACGAAGAGAUGGCGGAGGAUUUACUUGGCAUUCACUUCCAACGGAAGAAUAAUGGAGGUGGAGAAGUAGAUGCGGUCAAAUGUUCUCUAGACCAGUCCUGCAUAGCAUAUUUUCAGUAACAACGCUGGAGAAACCAUGUGAAAAUGAUAGCUUUGAGCCCAGAAUCUCUGUAAACAUUUACAAAAUCCUGUAAUCCUUAAAAAACAAAACCUUUAACCUGUCAGUGUCUUCUUAUUCUUCCAUGCAAAAAUCUAUUCCUGACUCUUAAAAUUCUUCACCGUUUUCAGCGCUCCCGUUUGCUUACAGAUGUGCGAGUGGCCUGUGUGGGAGAAGCUUUGUUGCCAAUCUCUGUUUUGACAGCCCCAGCAGAUGUCUCCUGCCCUUGCUGGCUGCCUCUGUCAUGAUCAUAUGGGCCAAUUCCAUUCCGGUUCCUUGCCCAGCAAUGUGGAGAUUUGAUGCAUAAUGUCUUCAAAAUGAAAUACAGUUAAAUUCAGCAAUCUGUGAAUCCUGUAGGACCUAAAAAGAUUCAAGGGGCUGUGCCACUUUACAUGGCCUUUCAAAACUCCACGGCCCCCAGGUCCUCAGAGCCACGUGGUUGUUUUCGCUUGCAGUGCCAAGUCCUUACUGUUCCUCCCAGAUAUCCAGGUAUCCCUUUCCGAAACAUAGAUUUUCUCUUACAUCUUUCCUGCUUAUUUUCUGUGUUUUUGAAACAGGGUUUCAUUAUUGUGUGGCCCAGUCUGCCCUUGAACUCCCGAUCUCCUGCCUCAACCCUCACUUGUAGGAAUACAGAUACCACCACCAUGCCUAGCUUGAAUUUUACAUAUUCGUUAGAAAGAAUCCACAUAAGAAAUUGAGAAUUUGGGAAUAUAUCCCCUCAGGGUGCUUGGUGCUGUGGACUGCCUGAAGUCAAAACUCAGUGAUGCUCUCUUGCCACUUAUUUAUUUGGAGAACAAACAGAAACCUUAAUGAAAAGUUAAAGGCCUUCCACUUAGAGAAAGCGAGAUUCUUUUUGCCAAGGAAUCUGUCGACAGAUUUUACUCUGACAUGUUUUACGACCUAGAAACAAGAGUAAAUUCAAGACAGGUAUGGUGGUUAGUGCCUAUAAAUCUGAGCACUCAGAUGGUCAGUGGCCUGGUCUACAUAGAUAGUUUCUGGCCAGCCAGGGCUAUUCAGUGAGAGCUUGUCUCAAAACAACAACCACAAUAACGUGAUUACGUUCAUAUUUCAAUAUUGGCAGAAAUCACUCAUUCUAGAAAAUGUUUUAUUUCCAGAAUGGGAGAUUUUGUUUUUUUUGCUCCUGAUAUUUUACUUGUAGGUUUUAAGGUUAUUGCCAGAAAUGUUCAUUGCUUUUAUAUUCUGUCUGAAAUGAGAUACUGUCUUCAACUAUACAAUUUACAGUAAAUAUUUCUAUUUAUCAUCAAA